Molecule: messenger RNA, 1102 nt
Organism: Hevea brasiliensis (rubber tree)
Lineage: Eukaryota; Viridiplantae; Streptophyta; Magnoliopsida; Malpighiales; Euphorbiaceae
Product: calcium-binding protein CML38-like
Exons: 1
Coding region: 405-968 (187 amino acids)
Molecular function (GO): calcium ion binding
Source: RefSeq, a predicted model, not a curated record
AUAGAUAUUAAUUGAGGAAGAACAAGGAAGACGAGGUAGGAAGAAGGAAACUUCCGCCACGCGCUGCCGUCUCUAGAGCCAAACUACCACUUGUAAAACAACUGGCGAAGGUCAAUUUCCCUUGGUUUUAAAUAUAAAUACAUCUCAUGUGCCCACACAAAACCGGGUUCUCAACUUUCAGAUAGAUAUAUCUGUUGUCCUAAGCUUCCGCGUCUUUCACACUUCCAACUCCUUGUAGGAAUAUACUUCCAACUCCUUGUUUGGAUGUCUAUCUAUAUAUAGAGAGAGUAUCUUAUCCAAUCUCAAUUACUUCCUUAUCAUUUUCUAGUUUCUGCUAUAUAUAAACAACCAUUAAUCUCCUUCAAUUCUGCCUUCUUGCUAUAUAACCAUCCCUUAAUUUUAUCAUGAUUUCCGAUAAGCUUUCACCUCCAUAUUCGCCUUCAACUUCACCCAAAUCUGCUCUAACAAGAUUGCGACGCAAAUUAUCUCCAAGGAGAGCCGACAGUCGGCGUUCUCUUUCUCCUCCUCCAUCAACUAAUGGUGCUAUCGCCACCGAACUUCAAAAGGUCUUCAACUACUUCGACGAGAAUGGAGAUGGAAAGAUAUCUGCGGAUGAGUUGCGGAGCUGCGUGAGGACGAUGGGAGGGGACCUUUCUAAUGAGGAAGCGGAGUCUGCCGUAAGCUCAUCUGAUAUGGACGGAGAUGGACUGUUAGGUUUCGAGGAUUUCCAAAGGCUUAUGGAGAGCAGCACCUCCGAGGACGAUAAGAAGGAAGAGCUCAAGCACGCGUUUAGCAUGUACGAGACGGAGCCUGGCUCUGGAUUCAUUAACCCUACCAGUUUGAAGAGAAUGCUGAAUCGAUUGGGCGAGUCAAGGUCCCUUGACGACUGUAAGGCCAUGAUUGGAACUUUCGACCUUAAUGGAGAUGGCGUCCUUAGCUUCCACGAGUUUACUGUCAUGAUGCGCUGAUUCCUCUAACUCCAUAUAUUACAGGCUUUUUUUUUUUUUUUUUUUUUCUGUACAGAUACAGUUCACAUAUUGGAAUGUUUCCUUCUAAAUUCAUUAAUCCAAAAUUUGACACAAAUAACGAUAAUUUCAUGCCA